Molecule: messenger RNA, 1075 nt
Organism: Gigantopelta aegis
Lineage: Eukaryota; Metazoa; Mollusca; Gastropoda; Neomphalida; Peltospiridae
Product: secreted frizzled-related protein 3-like
Exons: 4
Coding region: 31-981 (316 amino acids)
Biological process (GO): canonical Wnt signaling pathway; non-canonical Wnt signaling pathway
Cellular component (GO): cytoplasm
Molecular function (GO): Wnt-protein binding
Source: RefSeq, a predicted model, not a curated record
UGUUUCAAACUUUUUGUUUCGUUUAUUUUCAUGAAGCUUUCAUCUACGGCGUCGUUUGUUGGCCGGCUGGACCAAUGCGAACCGAUCAAAAUUCCGCAGUGUCGAGCGAUGCCUUACAACAUGACGAGAAUGCCAAACCUUCUGUAUCACAACACGCAGGAAAACGCCAAGCUCGCUUUUGAACAGUUCGAGAUACUUCUGGAGCAGAACUGUAGCGAUGUGUUGCUCUUCUUCCUGUGUUCCAUCUACGUUCCGAUCUGCACGAUCGCUUUUCAGCAGGAUCCGAUCCCGCCGUGCAAAGGCGUGUGCGAAAAGGCGCGUGCGGGAUGCGAGCCGCUCAUGAACGCUUACAACGUCUCGUGGCCCGAAGCGCUAGACUGUUCCCAUCUGCCGCGUUACGAACGCGGGGUGUGUGUUUCACCCGAGGCUAUAGUUUCGCCUUCAAAGCCCAAAGUCGUAGUCACGCUGUCACAGUUUCUACCCGCUCCCCCGCCGGCCGCGGCUCUGUUGGCCUGGCUCGCCGUUUGUAAAUGCAAGAGGCGACUAAAACCAUCGUGGAAGAAUUACCGGAAGUACCGCUACGAUUACGACUAUGAGUCAAACUUGCCAAAUGUCCGACAAUUAAUAAAUCAAUUUGCUCUAGUGGUGUCGUUAAACAAAAUCAAUUUUGUUCCAGCAAUCAGAGCCAUAGUGAGGAGAAAGAAGAAAUACGGAAACCAAAUGUACCGAGUAAAGGUGACGGUCACCAGUGUGCUCAAGUGCGGAAAGGUCAAGUUUCCCCUGGACAAUGAAGUGGACCUGUGGACGAACACCAGUUGUCUGUGUCCGGCCCUGAAGAGGGGGAGGGAGUACCUCAUCAUGGGGAAGGAAGACCGACGAAACGGACGACUACUCUUUCUGCCUCAGACGGUCGCGUGCCGCUGGAAAGACAGAUGGGCGAACAGGAUACAGGUAAUAAGGCAUUUUUCAAAUAUCACAUAGGCGUCUGGAGAUGGGGGUGCACAGAGGGCACCCUCCCCCAGUUGAAAAUUACAUGUAUACCCCCAGCCCCCCCCCCCCCACACACACACACCAC